This is a messenger RNA of Planococcus citri (citrus mealybug), 1711 nucleotides long. It is a transcript of the gene Sply, whose product is annotated as Sphingosine-1-phosphate lyase. The record is from RefSeq and is a predicted model, not a curated record. Gene Ontology annotation, biological process: sphingolipid catabolic process; carboxylic acid metabolic process. Gene Ontology annotation, molecular function: sphinganine-1-phosphate aldolase activity; pyridoxal phosphate binding. Bases 1 to 1629 code for a protein of 542 amino acids. NCBI's taxonomy places the organism in Eukaryota, Metazoa, Arthropoda, Insecta, Hemiptera, Pseudococcidae. The transcript has 10 exons. Gene Ontology annotation, cellular component: endoplasmic reticulum.
AUGCUACCCAUAAAACCAUCUUCUGUGACUGGAUUCAUCAACGGAAUAUUCGUGGGCAAACAACCAUGGCAAAUAUCUGCAACAACAGCUAUCUCCGUAAUAGCCGGAUUAUGGAUCUGGGAUAUGCUGACUGAUUCUGAAAGUAUCUACGAAAAAGGUAAAAGACAAGUAUUCCGUUUGGCGAAAAAAAUCCCCUAUGUUGCUGAAAAGAUCCGAGUGGAAGGCGAAAACGUUCUUCGUGUGUUUGAAAACGAGAUGGCAGAGGCUAAUAAAAACCUCGACUAUUGUCUCAAGCUACCACAGACAAGGACAGAUACUGUACAGAUUCUGAAUGCCGUUCGAGAUCAUCUAGGAACUAGCAAAUACAACUGGAAGAAAGGUUACGUAUCCGGAACUGUGUAUUAUUACGAUGAAAAAUUGAACGAUUUGAUGGCUGAAGUAGUGAGAAUCUCGUGCUAUGCCAAUCCAUUGCAUCCCGAUGUGUUCCCUGGUGUAUGUAAAAUGGAAGCUGAAAUCAUCAAAUGUGCAGUUGAUCUGUUUCAUGGAACCGAAGAUGGAUGUGGAGUGAUGACUUCAGGAGGCACAGAAUCCAUAAUAAUGGCUUGCAAAGCAUACAGAGAUUACGCCAAAGAGACACGAGGCGUAAAAAGGCCGGAAAUCGUUCUACCCAGGACGGCUCACGCGGCCUUUGACAAAGCAGGUUCGUAUCUGGGUAUGCGACUGAAACAUAUUGAUGUAGAUAGUCACACAAUGAGUGUAAAUAUAUCGGCAAUGAAGAGAGCCAUCACUAGAAACACAGUUAUGUUGGUCGGUUCUAGUCCGAAUUUCCCUUAUGGUACGAUCGACAACAUCGAAGAAAUAGCCAAACUAGGGCUCAAGUAUAAUAUACCAGUUCAUGUGGAUUGCUGCUUGGGUAGCUUUAUAGCUGCAUUUAUGCCAGAAGCUGGCUUCAAAGUUCCUCCUUUUGAUUUUGGUGUAGCUGGCGUUACCAGUAUGUCCGUUGAUACUCACAAGUACGGAUUUGCUCCCAAAGGAACAUCGUUGGUGUUGUAUUCGAAACCGGAGUACAGAAGGUGUCAAUAUUAUACAAGUUUAUCGUGGCCUGGUGGUCAUUAUGGGUCUCCUAGUGUCAGUGGAUCGAGAUCUGGAGCUGUCAUCGCCGAAUGCUGGGCAACGAUGAAGUACUUCGGAAAAGAAGGCUACAUAGAAGCAACCAGGGAAAUCGUUUCAGUCUCAAGAUACAUAGAAGAAGGAUUGAGACAAAUAGAAGGUAUCUUUGUCUUUGGUCAACCUUUCUCAACUGUGAUAGCCGUUGGCUCAGAACAAUUCCACAUCUACAGACUUUCUCAAGCAUUGAGUGACAAAAAAUGGAACUUGAAUAUGUUACAGUUUCCUUUCGGAUUCCAUAUUUGUAUUACUCAACUGCAUACUGCUCCUGGAGUCGCUGAUCAGUUUUUGAACGAUGUUAAGGAAGCUGUCGAAGAAAUCUUGAAGAAUCCUGAUGUUAGUCUUAGUGGCAAAGGUGCGGUGUAUGGGAUGUCAGCUUCGGUACCAGAUCGAUCAAUUGUCGGUGACUUCACUAAAUUCUACAUCGACGCUUUAUUUUACACACCAAAGAAUACCAAUUGAAUAAUUCUUUAACGUUGCUUUUUGUUAUGUGAUUUAUAAUUAACUGUGUUAUACUAACGAGUAAAUACGUUUAUUGCAUUUA